CCCCAGAGGGCGGGCCUAAGUGCAGAGAAAACUCCCGCAGGAAACUCACAGUAGUUCCCAGAGAAGGAGAACUGCUUUGGAGUUAAGGGACUAUAAUCAACCUUCCUUCUAAGGGAAGCUGGGAACCUUCUCCCUUGGCUUCGUGAAAACUAAGCUGAAUCUUUUGCCAAACGCCUAUAAAUUAGGUGAAAUGGGCCCCUCGCCCAUGAUGUGACUUCAGCUGCGUCUUUCUCUCCCAACCGGUUCUUUUCCUCUGUGGCUGAUUGGCCUUGGAGUGUGGCCAGAACUCUACCUCCUACAAGAAAGGGUCCAGGGCUAACUGGUGGUCUUUCUCUUUGGAGUGAUGGCGCUUACCAUCGUUAUCCUCAGGCUACUCGUCUGCAUCCUGGCAUUUCCCAUGUUCCUGCUGAACUUUCUGGGCUUGUGGAACUGGAUAUGCAAAAAAUGGUUCCCCCACUUCAUGCAGAGGUUCACCGUGAUCUACAACGAGCAGAUGGCAAGCAAGAAGCGGGAGCUCUUCAGCAACCUGCAGGACUUUGUUGGCCCUUCUGGGAAGCUCUCCCUGCUGGAGGUGGGCUGUGGCACCGGGGCCAACUUCAAGUUCUACCCACCUGGAUGCCGGGUGACUUGUGUUGACCCUAACCCCAACUUUGAGAAGUUCUUGAUCAAGAGCGUUGCGGAGAACAAACACCUGCAGUUGGAGCGCUUCGUGGUGGCUGCAGGGGAGAACAUGCUGCAGGUGGCUGAUGGCUCUGUGGACGUGGUGGUCUGCACCCUGGUCCUGUGCUCCGUGGAGAGCCAGGAGCGCCUCCUCCAGGAGGUGCGCCGAGUGCUGAGGCCGGGCGGGGCUUUCUAUUUCCUGGAGCAUGUGGCUGCUGAGAGCUCAACCUGGAUUUACUUCUGGCAACAGAUCCUGCAUCCUUCCUGGUACCUGCUGUUUGACGGGUGCCACCUGACUAGAGAGAGCUGGAAGGCGCUGGAGCGGGCGGGCUUCUCCAAGCUCAAGCUGCAGCACUUCUGGGCGCCGCUGUCCUGGGAGCUGGUGCGCCCCCACAUCUGUGGCUAUGCCAUCAAGUAGCCUGAGUGGGGAGUAGAGGGCUGAAUGGCUCAUAGCUUCAGGCUACACUCUGACACUUCAAAUGCUAAUUGGAAGAAAGAAAACUUUUUUUUUCUUGUUUUUAAGGUAAAGUUGCAUUUCAUCCUUAAGAAUUUAUGUUAUAACUUCUUCAGCCAUUUUCUGUUGUCUCCCAGGGAAUCAAAACCAAGCCAAAGCAAAACAGGGUUCUCCCUUAAAAGAAAACGCUGGGCUUUCAUAAUUGAAGUUUACCAUUAUCCCCAAACUUUAGUUUAUGGGAUAACUUCAAAAUCCUUCCGGUUUAUAUGGCUACCUGGCAGAUUUUCAUUUCACCCCUCUCUUUGAGAGCUUGGUGCUCAGAGGCACUGAAAUCACUCAAAAGAGGAUUUGAAAAGGGAGAAGUGACAAGAUCUUGAAACUUCACAGACUGAACCAGGGAAUACUGAUUAGUUGAAAAUCCAAAUCUCAACAGCCCAGGUCUUUCUGAAAGAGAAAUCUGAAUCUGUUUGUUGUUCUUAGUAUCAGCGGGGCUGGUGUUCAGAAUUAAUGGACUAGGAAGCCACACCUAGCUCUGCCCAGCGUUGUUUUUACUCCCGCAGUCCACUGACGUUUAUUUUCCUGCAUUCCAGUCUUCAUUUUUUUUAAUUACCAUAGAAUGCCAAUCUUCAGUACUUAAAGAUUGUACUUGACGUAUUAGUGUAUCCAGAAAAAUAGCCGAGGCACUUAAGUUUCUUGAGUACAUUUUCCUUAUUAUGUAGCAUAUACUUUGCUGCCUCCUGUCUUAAAUUGUAGGCCAACUGUAGUUAGGAAAACCUUGUUUAAUUAGGUACGCUUUGUAAGACCCCCUAAAACCUAGGCAGCCUGGGAGUCUGUAGAGAAAUAGACACAUAUUUGGGGGAUUAUUCUGACCAAAUUUCCACUCCUGUCCUGAGAUGAUUUCUUUGUUCCUUGCCAUCGUGGAAACCUCUGUAAAUCAUAAGUGCUUUGAAAACAAGUGUUGGGGGCCCCUGGGUGGCUCAGUGGGUUAAAGCCUCUGCCUUUGGCUCAGGUCAUGAUCCCAGGGUCCUGGGUUU
Molecule: messenger RNA, 2148 nt
Organism: Neogale vison (American mink)
Lineage: Eukaryota; Metazoa; Chordata; Mammalia; Carnivora; Mustelidae
Gene: TMT1A
Product: methyltransferase like 7A
Exons: 2
Coding region: 344-1078 (244 amino acids)
Molecular function (GO): S-adenosylmethionine-dependent methyltransferase activity
Source: RefSeq, a predicted model, not a curated record